AAGACGUAGAGCAAGGUCAUGACUCGUAAGCGACAAUGCCAUAUUGUGUAAUACAAUACGCACCACCUGGCAAUACAAUAAUAUUGCGAGGGGUCCAUAUUGCCAAUAUACGUAUUGUUGCACUGAGCGGGAGCAAGGGCAUAUGCAUAUCCUUAGCAGCUACUUUGACCAGUGCCAGGGUUUCAAGUGGACUGAAAUUCAACAGGGAUUGAACCCACAAGCAGUAUUGGGUGAUUGGCAGGGUAUGUAUCUUCA
Microdochium trichocladiopsis is the source of this 255-nucleotide messenger RNA. RefSeq lists its product as uncharacterized. The transcript has a single exon. Lineage: Eukaryota; Fungi; Ascomycota; Sordariomycetes; Xylariales; Microdochiaceae. The record is from RefSeq and is a predicted model, not a curated record. Bases 36 to 212 code for a protein of 58 amino acids.